CACAUAGCUGCAGAAGUUGCAGAGACCAGUGAUGCCAAUGUGCCAUUAUUAUUACUGGGUCUCAAAGGCAUCCUUGCUGGUUAUAUCAUUGGUACUCCCGAAGCAAGACAAAUAAGAGUUGACCUUUGGAAUUACGACCUUACUUAUGUUACAUAUCUUGCCCUCAAACAGGACUUUAGCAGCAUAGAAGGCUGUUGGCAUACUGCAGCAGAGUUAUCAACCAUAAUUUGCUCAGCAUGCCUUGGUUAUGUCCCCGAAAAAAAGGCUGAGUUUCGAAAAAAAUUUCUUCCUGAUGUGGUAGAAUCAAUGCUUAACAUAUCAGAGAAGAUUCAGGCUAAGGUGAUUGAAGAAACUGAUGGCACUCAAAAAAAGCAGCACUUGCAAGACCUAAGAGUUGUUUUGCAGUCACUGACAAAGUUGUUUGAGAAUUACAAAUUUCUAGCAUUACAAGUGAUAUCUUCAAAAAAGUACAUGCAGUUGCUAAUGACAGAGGAAGAACAAACUUGCUUGAUUAUGAUGAUUCUAACUCAGAACAUUCUGCGAGCUGACAUGAACUGCUUAGCAGACCUUAGUCAAUCACGACUUCACGGGGUAAUUGAUGAAAUUGUCUUCAAAAUUUUCUCAACACAGCAUGUUUCAGUCGCCAGUUCUGCAAUGCGUGUGUUGUUACUUUGCAUUGACUUAUACUCUCUUCUCUUGGAUUUGCUUUCCUCUCGCCGCUACAGAGGCUUAAGAUCAUACUUACGCAAAUGGAAAGGCCGCGGCUUUGACGGUGACCUUCAAAGACUGACCACAGUACUAGAGGCUAAAUCAGCUCAACAACUGGAAAUAGUGAAACUAAAUGAAGCUGCCGCUCUGAUUCAGUCUGUCUAUCGUGGACAUUUGACAAGGAAGAAACUGAGUAAAGCUAAUAAAGCAAUUGGCAUGUUUCAAAGAAUGUAUCGAGAAAAGAGGAAAAGAACAGAACAAGAAAAAACACAGGAUCAAGAAAGACAUCAAAGAGAAGAAAUUGAGAAGUCAAGACGAAGAAAUGAAUUUUUGUCAUCUAGGACCAAGCAGUUGCAGAUCAUCCAAAACAUUCCUGCCAAAACAGUUAACACGUUUUUGGAACGCGUAGAAUUCGACGCUGCGUCAAAGAUACAAUCAAGAUGGCGUGGAUUCAAGACUAGGAAGAAGAUCCAACCACAGUUAGCUGAGCACAGAAGGAUUGUUGCAGCUGUCAAAAUACAAAAACAGGUUCGGAAAUGGCUUGCCAAAUGUAGAGCGAAAAAAGGUGCAUUCCACACAGAGCUCUUUCCGCAUGGACUUACUGAUGAACGUAGGGCCUUGCUGCAAAACCUUAUUGCAAAAAUGAGAGAAAAAUACGAGGUGAAGUCGAAGCCGUUUGAUGAGCUCCAACAGCUCAAUGAAAAGAUGUUUUCCAUGCUAAACAACCAUGUAAUGGGCCUUCGUAUGGAGAGAAUAAGCCACCAAAGACGAAAGGCUUUACUGGCACAGCUUGAUGUUGACAGCGAAACGUUUUUGAGUACUCCCAAAUUGACGGAAGUGACUAAAAAAGACGUGGAAAUGCUCUCGUCUCGUUCUGUACCAGUUGCUGUUGCUGCAAGACGCCAGCACAACGAGGUGCUCAGAAAACAGCAACAGCCAUGGUGGCAAUCUCUAAUGGAAGAAAACGAGGACGUAGAUAUUGCAAAGCUCAAAGAGAGACUGAAGGAAGGCGAGCUGACUGAUGAGGCAGAGAAACAAUUUUGAGUAUUGCCGAGGUAACUUUUUUUUUGAGAAGCCAAGGAAUAUGUAUGUGAAUCCUACUGUAAGAAUGUCACCACUUAUUUUACACUUAUUGGGAUAAGUACAUUCUGCUUACUACCAUUGAGGGAGAUGUGCUGGAAGUCAUCAUUGAAUUGAUGUUGCCCAUCUUUUACAUGUAUUUAUAUUUAUAAUAGUGUUUAAUAAGCAACAUAAACUGUGCUCAAAAUGUAAAUCAGCAUUUGGUAUGUUUCGUUGCUUGGAAAAAUUUCACUUUGGUUAAUUCCAUUUGCAAAAAUUGGUAUACAGCGCAAAUUUUAAUUCAAAUUUAAAGAGAUUUAACUAUCAUGAAUGAAUGGUCUUUGCUAAGGUUUCAAAACUGCUUCUCUCUUCUUGAAGAGAACAUUCUAUUUGGCCGUGUCAUUCUAGCGUUUUUCCAACCUUAUUAUCAUCAUUUUUGUGCUGUAUCUGCUGUCCGCUGGAAAUAAUCUCACCUGUAUAAUAUGAAUAAAUGUAAACAUGCUGAAAUGUAGUUUGCGAAUUCAGGUUUUUCUAUUGAUACCUGUGGAGUCACACAAUGCUGCCGAAUAUCCCCUGGAUGCUAGAUUACUUUAAUUGCCAAUCGCUCUUUCUAGUUUGCGCUAUUUCUCUCAAAUCUUCUUCGUUUGUUUUGUAUCUUGAAUGAUAAUAUCAUAGAAGAGACGCAAAAAGCGGUA
This is a messenger RNA of Rhopilema esculentum, 2462 nucleotides long. Its product is annotated as IQ calmodulin-binding motif-containing protein 1-like. Gene Ontology annotation, cellular component: cilium. Lineage: Eukaryota; Metazoa; Cnidaria; Scyphozoa; Rhizostomeae; Rhizostomatidae. The record is from RefSeq and is a predicted model, not a curated record. Gene Ontology annotation, biological process: cilium assembly. Gene Ontology annotation, molecular function: calmodulin binding.